GAGCCGUCGGAGAGGGGUUUCUUUUUGGGUCUCCACAUAAGGAACUUGUUUUUUGAACGUUUGAAAGAAUAAAAAUAAUAUCCUACUUCCAGGAACUGGAUUUCCUUCACGUCCACGCAGCUAGCGUGUGGCGGUCCCUGCUUUUAAAACCGAAUGAAAGAAGCUUGGCGUGUAGGUGCCUUCCCUGCCCGCCCUCGCUCUCUCCCCAUUGCUAACAAAGCCCUCCCGUCUCCCGCAGCCUCCUACGUGAUCACUGACCAGACCGAGCUGCGGAAGAUCAAAUGCAUGGAGAAGACGGGGAUCAGCAUCACCCGCGAGCUGAUGUGGUGGUGGGGUGUGAGGCUGGCGACCGUGCGGCAGCUGCUGGAGCUGCUGCAGGCACUGCAGCUCUACCGGGCGGCUCAGGUCAUCCUGGACUGGAUAUCACCCUCCAGCAUUACCACCUCUGAAAAAGAAGAGCUGGUAGACUCACCUAAACAGGAGAACGUAUCUUUAACUCCCACAGAAAACAAACACAAAGAGAGAGAAAAUGAGAUAAGUCUGUUGCCAUCGCCAGAGCCUUCACAACCAGGAAUAUCACCAGCAUGUAAUGCUGUUUCUGGAGGAACCUUGUAUUCACUUCCUUCUCCACCACCUCCCCCAAGAGACCUUUUGAAAUCCUUACAGUCAAAUCCUUCUGUCUCAUCAAGUGUGAAGCCCUGCAGCUCUUCCCCUCCUCAGCAGGAGACGAUGACUGAUCUCCCCAGUGGGAGCCUUUUGUGGACCCAGAAAGAAGUUACUAAUGCCACAGAUGGCUUCAGUGACAAGAGCAGAAUUUGUGAAGGCACUUUUGCAGAUGUCUACAAAGGUCAGAGGCACAACAUGGUGUAUGUCAUCAAAAGACUGAAAGAGACCGAAUGCACAAGCCCAAAUUCCACCCAAAGAUUUUUUCAUACAGAAGUGCAGAUUUGCUUUCGGUGUUGUCAUGUCAACAUUUUGCAGCUGCUGGGUUUCACAGUAGAAUCUGAGUUGCACUGUCUGAUAUAUCCAUACCUGCCUAACGGAUCACUACAGAACAAACUUCAGCAUCAAGACGAUUCUGCUCCACUGGCGUGGGAGACACGAAUUAGUAUUUCUGUGGGACUCAUCCGAGCUGUGGAGUAUUUACACAAUUUUGGAAUUCUUCAUGGGAAUAUCAAGAGCUCAAAUGUCUUGUUGGAUGAAAACUUUACGCCAAAGCUUGGGCAUUCAGGUCUGCGACUGUACUCUGCCGAUAAAAAGUCCAAAUAUACUGUGAUGAAAACCAAAGUCCUGCAAGCUUCUCUUACUUAUCUGCCAGAAGAUUUUGUCAGGCAUGGGCAGUUAACAGAAAAAGUUGACGUAUUUGGCUGUGGUGUGGUCUUAGCAGAGAUACUGACAGGGAUUAAGGCACUGGAUGAAGGAAGGAGCCCUAUUUAUCUGAAAGACAUGAUUGCCGAUGAAAUCCAACUGGCAAAAGAAAAAUCACACUCCAAAGUCAAGAAUUUGGAAAAGCUAGCUGCCAAGGAAAUAUGCUGUAAAUACCUGGACAAGAAAGCAGGACAUUUGCUGGAAGAGGUUGCUAUUGAUUUUGCCUCAGCCAUCUGCCUUUGUCUGAGAAAGAAGAAUUCUAACAUAGCAGAGGUGCUUGAAAUUACGGAAACAGCUGAAAAUAAAUUGAGAGAGCAUUACAUCUGUGGAGGCAGCACUUCUGGGUUUUCCGUGAAUACUCCAGAAGAAACUGAUGAUGAGACCACCAACCUCAGCAUGGAUGCCCCUUCUGCAGGGCAGAAUAAAGAGGACAGCACACAGCCCGUACUCCUGGCCAGUGGUGGUCAGUGCACACCUUCAGUAGGAGUCGUGCCACCUGACGCUCACUGUUUGCAGAUGUCACGGGUCCCUUGUGAAUCGGAUGAAUCGAUGAGUUUCAUCUGGAAUCCUGAAGAGAAAUCUACAGAUGAGCUAUUCAGCAACAACUGUAACAAUUCAGAAAAUACUCCGAGCUCUGACUGCAGGAUAAAGGAGAAAACAAAAGCAAACGGACUCCGGGAAAGAAAUGUAGUAUGCAUCAGAAGUGAUGACAACUUGGAAAUGGCUGCUACUGCACAAAGCACAUUUCAGUCAAAAAAUGCAGACCUUGACUCUGCAUGUUCAUCCCAAGCGUUAGCCAGAGAGGCAUCCUGGAAAAUAAAAAUAAAUGACCAAAAAAAGAAGCUAAUGGAAAAUAUUUUGCUGUAUGAAGAAGACAAAUUAAGCAGUUCUGAACUUUUUGAUUCUUAAACCAGAUGGAUUUAUUAGCUGUGACCAACUUACAAGAAGAAAUAAGGACUGAUUCUUCAUUAGAAAGAUGAUAAAAGUAUACCUCUCCUUGAAGUCUGAGUAGCAGAUUUGGAUCAGAAACAUUAUCCUUCUCUGAAGAAAAGUGAUGGCACUAAGAAACAGAAAAUAUCUUUCCAAAACAGGCUGAGGCUCAGCACAGCUCUGCCAACAGAAAUGCCUUCUUUCUUCUCAUCUGCAUUACAAAAAUAUUUAAGGUCCUUUUCUUGUGUAUUUCAAAAAGUAUCUGCAGAUAAUAGGUGUCUCAUUAAAAUACCACAGUCCUAGAAGUUACAGAGCAACCACUGAUCCACAAUUGGUUAGCAGUGCCCUUUAUUGUCAUUGCAUUGUAUAUGAAGAGACAAAUCUUUGAUAGGAGGUUUCAGUUUUCAAAUGAUCUAUUUCAUAUACUCUUUGGAUACCCAAAAACGCUCUGUUAGCAGAGAAGGGAAUUUCUAUGCAAGUUCUCAGAUAUAUUCUCUAUGGUCAAUCUCAAUGUGAAUUGCACUGAAAAUAGCUGUAAGACAGGUUGAUCUGCUCUGUGGGCUGCUGUACCAGCUAUAUGUGUUAUGUCAUGGAGGUCUAGGCAAGUUUCACUGUCAGGAGCUAUAGGACAGCAGUGAGCACUUCAUAGGGUGUCUCUGAAAGUUGUUUUUCUUCCUAAGUGUCCUUUAAACAUUGCUAAGGCUUCUCGUUGUGUUUCACCUGGUGACUACUAUACGUUUUGGGUUUUAAUUUAAAGUGUCCUCAAAUUUAUCCUCAAUCAGUUGAAAUUUGAUUAGUUGUAUUUAUUUUGGCAGUGGAUAAAACAGUACAGAUGACGUGGGCUGGCUCCUGCAGCCUCACAAAGCCAGCUGUGUUAUUCUUUCCUUUGUUCCAUGUUAAUCUUAGACAUAUUCUGAGGUAUGGAACCUUACCAGAUGUUUAUUAAGUGCACUAUAACACAGCUAAUAUUCUGCAUAGUCUUACAGUAAUGGUACUCUUAUGUUUGCUAUUUGAUAUAAUGUUUUAAUCUCAGAUUUAUACUUCAUUAAUAAGCUUGAGAAUAAAAAAUGGAAGAAGCCCUGUCUCUA
Meleagris gallopavo (turkey) is the source of this 3386-nucleotide messenger RNA. Lineage: Eukaryota; Metazoa; Chordata; Aves; Galliformes; Phasianidae. The record is from RefSeq and is a predicted model, not a curated record.